Messenger RNA from Entelurus aequoreus (snake pipefish), 1389 nucleotides. RefSeq names its product leucine-rich repeat-containing protein 19-like. Lineage: Eukaryota; Metazoa; Chordata; Actinopteri; Syngnathiformes; Syngnathidae. Gene Ontology annotation, biological process: interleukin-8 production; positive regulation of non-canonical NF-kappaB signal transduction. The record is from RefSeq and is a predicted model, not a curated record. The transcript has 7 exons. Bases 18 to 1058 code for a protein of 346 amino acids. Gene Ontology annotation, molecular function: protein binding; signaling receptor activity. Gene Ontology annotation, cellular component: plasma membrane.
ACAUAAAGGGCGGGAUUAUGGGCUGGUCAAAGCAACCUCUCCAGCUGCUGUGGUUGGUCACCGUAGUGGCAAUAAUGACAAAGAAUAACUGUGCUGAGGUUGAAGAUGAAGGACUUGUUGAAAACUUAACCAACAAGCUUCUGACGGCUAUCCCUCCUAACAGCUGCAAUUCCUCUGUUACUAAACUGGUGAUGGAGGGGAAUCAGAUUACUCUCUCCAAAGAAGACAGACUAUCCCUGGCCAGUUAUUCCCAACUGAUGGAGCUCUACCUAGAUGCCAACAAGGUGGACAAAAUACAAGUCAUGUACUUCAUGGUUGUACCAAACCUCAGAGUGCUGUCACUGUCUAGGAACCAAAUCAACAGCCUAGAAGCCCAGGCCUUAUCUGGCCUUUCUGCCCUCAAGAUGAUGAACCUGUCCUACAACCUACUGACACGUCUCCCUGCUCAACUAUUCAGAGGGCUUAAUAAUCUACAGGUGGUGGACCUGCAGGGCAACCCGUGGAACUGUUCCUGUCCAUUUUUGAGCCACUUCGAAGAAAUAAGAGCAGCAGGAGUAACCAUCAGACGGCCAAAUACAAAAUGUGCUUCACCAGCGCAACAGACUGGAAUGGAUCUUUUUGAAGCGAUGGCUCAGUGCUAUCCAACAUCACUGCCCUCCUCAGCUGCGGAUGGGAUACACACAACCAGUGGCGUUCAACAAUCAAAGCUGGAAACCACAUUGCCAAAAACGAUGCUGACUUCCAGCCAGAACAACAACCAAAAGCCUGUUUCUGGAAACACGUGGAAAUUUACAGCAUGCGUUGCAGCCUUGGCGCUGACUACAUCUAUUCUCAUCGUGUGCGCCAUCAAAGGCCCCUCGUGGUAUCGGCUCUACCACAACUACAGGCAUCGACAUCUGCGCCAAGAAGAGAACGAAGACGGCCACGGAGCCUCCAGCAUUUACUCAGAGACUGGGAGAUACAUGAACCAUAAGACGUUCACCUUUGACCGUCAUGGGCCCGAGGAGGAAGAGGAUGUGCACUACUUUGAGGAUCCUUACAUAAAUGCAGAGGGCUAACCUAAAUACAGUGAAAUCUGUACAUACUACUCAGGGCACAUAUAUGACAACACAUUUAUGUCGACCAACUCAUCAAGUCCCAGUCCACAAUAUACUUUUUAAUACUAAAAAGUGUCUGCUUAAGUUGACAUUAGCAUACAACUUUCCAUGUUGACAUGUGUUGCAUGUAGUAUUUUUGUAAUAUCAUCAUUAUUAUCACCAAGAAGCAACAUGACUACUGUCUAGUUACACAACAUUAAAACAUGCACUCAGUGACUUCCUGUUCAGUGCAAAGUAAGCUUUGAAAUAAAAGCUUAGGCAGUAUUAACCUGGGUUUAGCAACUAACACCAU